AUGUCUUCAACAUUUUCAAAAAAUUCUUCUUUUAAUCUUUCUUCGAGUAGUACAAUUUCUAAUGGAUCAAAUACAUCAUUAAAUAGCAGCAAUUUUGAUGUUGAUCCAUUGAAGUUAUUGACAAAUAAAUUGAGUAAAUUUAGGGAUCAAAUAUCGCAAACUCUUUUGUCUACUCCAGAAGGAUUUUCUUCGUUGAGCGCAUUUAUUGAUGAUUUUCGUUUCUUUUACGGCUUCAAUCCUUCAGAACGCGCCCGUUCUUUUGGUUAUUUUUCUCUUUAUGAAUUUCUCAAGUCUGAUUAUAUGAAAGGACGUGUUUGUUUCAAAAUUAAUUUUAAUGGAGAAUUGUUUCUAUUCCCAUUAGCUGAUGACAACACUCGACAAAUUUUUAAUCAAAUACUUAUUUCAUAUGAUGAGAGAAUUCAGAGGAAUAAACGGUAA
Meloidogyne enterolobii is the source of this 438-nucleotide messenger RNA. The record is from the annotation of a GenBank genome assembly. NCBI's taxonomy places the organism in Eukaryota, Metazoa, Nematoda, Chromadorea, Rhabditida, Meloidogynidae.